Molecule: messenger RNA, 421 nt
Organism: Chironomus riparius
Lineage: Eukaryota; Metazoa; Arthropoda; Insecta; Diptera; Chironomidae
Source: the annotation of a GenBank genome assembly
UUAAACUCGGACGAUUAUCUCGUGACCAAAAUAAUCAAUGGAAAAUCAAGAAAAUCCAAAUAAUAAGAAAAUGGGCUUUAACAAGACUCCAGAAGAAAAUUCCAACAUUGACGAGCAUUCUCAUGCAACCAACGAGGAUCUUGAAGAAUUUAAUAGCGUUUCUGAAGAAAUAGACAGCAUAAACAAUUGGAUGGAUUCUUUAGAGAACAAUGUCGACAGCAUAAAGGAUCAACUACUGGCAAUAUUAUCCUCAAAUCGAGAACUUCUCAAAGAGCUGAAGGAACAAAAAGCUCAAGAUACUGAUAAGGCAAAAGAGGAUGGAGAGAAGCCAAUGGAGAAUUAAAAUAAUUCCCGCUUAUAACUUUAUUUUAUUUAUAUGAUGGAAUAUAUUUAUUGUACAGUAUUAAAGCGUUUUACUUGC